UUGAUCCUCCACCAUGGUAACUGUGUGUGUGUGUGUGUGUGUGUGUGUGUGUGUUAGCUGGUUCGAUGGGCUCUGGAGAUCACAGACGCAGCCUAGUGGAGAUCCUGAGGCAGGGCUAUGAGGGGCCGGAGGAGGAGUCCAGGGCCCUAGUGGAACUGGAGAAGAGCCUAGCGGCCGCCCAAUGAGGAUGGCUGCACGCCCCCACACUGGCAGUGAGAUGCCCCUGGAGGAGCUGCUGGCGCUGUAUGGCUACGAGGUGUCUGACCCCCUCCUACAGCAGGACAGGGAGCCCAAUGAGCUGUCAGCCAGUCUGCCUGACAUGACACUGGACAAGGACCAGAUAGCUAAGGAUCUGUUCUCAGGAGAAGAUGAAGAGGAGUCAUCAGCUGAUGACCUCACUCCCUCUGUCACCUCCCAUGCCUCCGACCUCCUCCGCCGCCACCUAAGAGCCCAUUCCCUGGCAAGUGGAGACAAAGGCACCUUAGUCAGCACCUCAGAAGAAGAUUCAGACAAUGAUGACGACACCUCCAUUCCCUCCAACGAUGGACGCAAGGACAUCAUGGUGGGCUCAAUGUACCAAGCCAAAAUCCCUACUCUCAGCCUAUACUCAGACCAGGAGAGAGUCUAUGAGAAUGAGGACCAGCUCCUGUGGACCCCAGACAUGCUGUCAGGCCAGGCUGUAGAGGAGUUCUUACUGAGUGCCCAGAGAUGGGGAGGCCAGGAGGGCACUAAAGACACCCUUAUCACUGGGGACAUAAUCAAAGACAAUGAUCAGGUUCUGUAUGAGCUGGUGAAAUGCAGCUUCAAUGCAGAGGAGGCACUGAGAAGACUGCGCUUUAAUGUGAAAGUAUUCAGCGAGGAGCUGUGUGCCUGGAGCGAGGAGGAGUGUCGAAACUUUGAACAUGGCUAUCGAGUUCAUGGGAAGAACUUCCACCUCAUUCAGGCCAAUAAGGUACGCACACGGUCGGUGGGGGAGUGUGUGGAGUAUUACUACAUGUGGAAGAAGUCGGACCGCCAUGAGUACUUUACCCAGCAGACCACCAAGCUGGGUCGCAAGAAGUACAGUCUGCAGUCAGGGAACAUGGAGGAUGGUGAGCAGGAUGGAGAGCAGGAUGGAGAGGUUGGGGAGAUGGAGGGGUGCUCCCAGAUUGAGCCCCACUCACCCCCACCAGUCAUGGACCUGGACAAGCAAGAGGAGGAGGGCCGACCUCGUCGCAGACGAACGCCCCGCUUUCUCUUAAAGCCCUGAGCUCACUACACACAGGCCACUCUAAUCAGGCAGGGCCACCAGAUGCUGAAUUGCGGAUGGAGGUUUUGGAGCUGUGUGGUGCUCCUUGUCCCAGCCCAAGCCCACAGAGGGAGCAGCUGUUCAGCCACUUAUCUCCACUCCCCUC
Molecule: messenger RNA, 1394 nt
Organism: Salvelinus namaycush (lake trout)
Lineage: Eukaryota; Metazoa; Chordata; Actinopteri; Salmoniformes; Salmonidae
Product: mesoderm induction early response protein 2-like
Exons: 12
Coding region: 182-1249 (355 amino acids)
Biological process (GO): negative regulation of transcription by RNA polymerase II
Cellular component (GO): nucleoplasm
Molecular function (GO): histone deacetylase binding; transcription corepressor activity
Source: RefSeq, a predicted model, not a curated record